Molecule: messenger RNA, 7564 nt
Organism: Myiozetetes cayanensis
Lineage: Eukaryota; Metazoa; Chordata; Aves; Passeriformes; Tyrannidae
Gene: MYRFL
Product: myelin regulatory factor like
Exons: 25
Coding region: 2846-5467 (873 amino acids)
Biological process (GO): positive regulation of DNA-templated transcription; protein autoprocessing
Cellular component (GO): nucleus; endoplasmic reticulum membrane
Molecular function (GO): sequence-specific DNA binding; DNA-binding transcription factor activity
Source: RefSeq, a predicted model, not a curated record
CAUGUAUGUAGCUCUCUCUACAUGCAUGCCAAUACAGUUAAGAGACAAUGAGGAGAACUUGGAAUUCUUUGAAGUGCUGCUUUCCCAUACUUUUGAUUUUUAAAAACGUGUAAGAAGAGAAACAUAUACAGCAUAAUAAACCUGAGUAUCUUCUCUUUAAGGGAGAGUGCUUUUUGAAUAUCAAGGAACAAUAAAAUUAUCUUGUUGACACUUUGGUUAGAAAUCUGUCCUGACCCUUAUCUGACUGCUAAAAACUUUCUCUUUCCCUCUAAUUUUCUUUCAUUAAAAUUUUUUCCUUCCUUUAAAUGAUUUUUUUUUUUAAUGCUACCUUUUUUUUUGGGUUCCAGUGUUUUAUGCAUCAUUUGCCCCACAACUGUCCUUGAAAGGGGGAAAUUUCCACGAUGUGAUUUCUUUAACAUGUUGAUCAUAAUGUUUUGAUAUAAUGUUACCAGUUUUUUCACACACACAAAUUGUGUCAGACAACACCAGAAAGGAUCAUGGCCUCUUAAACAUGCACUUCAAAGUGUUACUUUGGCACUUGAAGUUCAAGUGGUCCUUUUUUUUCCUGGGCACUGUCUAAGCUGAAAGCAGACAGCUGGUGAGGUUACAGGAACAUAGUUGUGAGUAUGUACUAGACGUGCCCUUUUGGAAAAACAUUAGAUCUCAACCUUGACAGCCAUUUAUCAAUUGCACUUAAGAUUAAAGCCUUGGCAAGUAAACAGACAAACAUUAAAAGGUGAGUUUAUGUAGUUGGUUUUUUUAACAAGAAGCAUCUCAGUGGAUACACAUCUCUUUGAUGCUGAACAAAACCAAUGCUAUUCAUCACUGUCUUACUGGAAUGUUCUCCGUUUUCACAAAAGUAUAUAGAAUGAGCAGUGAAAUUUAAUACCAUGUUUGUGUUGCUUGUAUGUACCUAAAAACACUUUGCAAGUGUUGGCUUCAACUGGGCAUUUCAAUGUUAAGAUUAAAACAAACAGCUGAACCUAAAUAUUUUAGUAGAAAUGGAGUAUGUGUGUCUAGCCUGGGCUAUUUCAGUACUGAAGAAAUAUUUUUAUCAAUAUAUUCUCCCUGGGUACUACUUGCUGUUGGAGAAACCUGGAAAAAUUCUACCAUAAACUGUUAAAGGGUUGUUUAUUCUUUCAGUAAUGCUAAGGAAGUCUGGUUUUACUCUCUCUUAGAAAACAAGCUGUGUUUGUUGGUAUUAUGUUUUAUGUUAGGCUCAUAAAUGCUUCCUAAAUGAUUAUUAAUCCUGAGUUUAUAUAAUGAGCUACAACUGUUUCCAUGAUUACCUAACAGUGGGCAAAUGGUAGCAGGUAGCUGUUGCUGUUCUGACUUAAUAUCCUUUACAACAACAAAAUCCUAUUGCUCAUUCAAGCAGAGAGAGAAGGGUCCUUUCUAUACAUGGUAGUAUCUAAAAUGUAUUAUGCUGAGGUGAUUUUCUUGUAUUAGGGACGACAAAGAUGUACCUUAUGUAUCUCAGUGGUAAUGACUGUUUGGCUUAAUUACAUCAACGUCUUGUAAAUGCUGACCGACUUGCUUCUGUCUUCAAGUCCCUACUCUGAAAUUCUUGUCUAUAUUUUUAAUAUGAGCUGUUUAUCAUGAGCAACCUGUGUCACUGUGAGUGCUCAGGGCUUGUAAAAACAGUUGCAUAACAGUUACUUGUCUGGUGAAUGUAAUUCAGAAAAUAGCCUAAUUCCAGAGUUGACUUCAUUGAAAUUUUUGUUCAUAACCAAAUGCCUCUUUCAGAUGCCUACUCAAAACAUCUGAAUAUUUUUGUCCUGUUUGCUUAGGGAUGACAAAAUGGGCCAUUUUUAGUGUUUAAAGAUGAAAUCGGAGAAAGUGAAAUAGGAAAUAGAAAAUAGGAUUUGCUGCUAGCAAGAGCAAAGAGCUUUGUUCUGUGUUCAGCCUUCCCAUAUGUUUUUCAUAAAACAGAUAAACAGUUUUGUUUUGUUAGUAACAAUGUAUAAAUUUUACUUCCCUCCUAGUGACGGCUUUGCUCUUGCAUUUUUGAUUACUUUUGAUUUCACCAGUGGUAUUAAUUACAUGACCUGUGUGAAAGUACAAAGACAAGUAAUUUCUGUUGCUGCAUUUUUUGCGCAUGUGUAAUUAUAGUUAGUACUGGGACCAAAGGUCCUUGAAACAAGAACAUUAGACUUAUUGACCAGAUAGAACACACAUCACUUUCACCUUGCCUCAAAAGGCUUGUCAGAUUUUCCUUUACAUGUAGUUUAAUUCCUUUACAUAAAGCCUAAGUAUAACCCUGGCUCUAGUUAUGGAGGAAAUAUGAAAUCAGCUGGGACAAAUUCAUUGAAACCUCUGAAAAAAACAUGAAGUGCUCCUUGGCAUGUUGGUAAUCAUCUGGAAAAGAGAGAGUGCAUUUUUCUCAGCGGGAACUCUUCAAGCAGUAAGAAAGCAAAACAAUUCUACUGGAUUUUCAUGGAUGUGGUGGGAGAAAAUGAGGCCUUACAGCAGUUCUUUGAAGGUAAGAGUCUAGUUUCAAGAGAAAGUCUUAAAUUUUUGGUGGCAGCAAAACCACAGUAAUUGUUUGGAGGUAAUUGAGGAAAGAAGGAGGAAGAAGAGCCCUGAAACCCAAAACCCCGUUUACACAAAGCUAUUGUGUAAGGCAGUGAAAUAGUACAAGUGGUACAGAUGUGCUGCAGUGCCUUUUUCUUUGUACUCCAGCCAGGAAACCAAAGGAAAGGUGGACUCAGCAGAGCCUACAGUACUGCCAUGGUAAUUGCCUUGAAGAAAAACUGGGAAGUGAAUGAGGUCUUGCAGUUUAUCACUUCUGAAAUCUUCGUGGGUUUCAUGAGGGCAAGAUGUCCAUGGAGCCUUGGAGAAUCCCAUGGUGGAUACAAGCAUGUUGGAAGAAUUCAUUAGUAGUGACAUAGAGUUUGGAACUUUGCAAAGCCAGUUGCCAGACUCCCCACCAGACUCUGGAUCAGAACCAUGUUCUCCACCACAGCUACAAACCCCACGGUAUGAUACUACGUGGCCCAGUGGGCUGCAGCCUCCGCCCCCAUGCCCUUCUGCUGUGGCACCCAGCAAGCUUCCCUGCAGGUUCAUGGAGGCUUACCCUGACCCCAGUGCCAUUGGGCAUCCUUGCAGCAUCUCCCAAGGCUGCUGGCCGAAGACGGAAAAUGCUGUGACUCCUUGGAAUCAUUCUACAUCCUCCAGCUCUUUGGGUUUUAAUUAUUCAUACUUUCAGCCUAAUGCAUCUCAGAUUUCUGGUAUUUCUGCAGCACCAGGCAAAAAAAGGAAGCUUUCCCAAUUACUGAGUGAUGUCACUUAUUCUCCAGUGCAGUCUCAGGACUCCAGACAAGCAACUGUUAAGGACUGUGCUGCUGAAGUGCAAGAAUAUGACAGUGAUGGACAGAAUGCAGCCUUGGAAAAAUGCUGUCAAGCUCUAACAUGGCAACCAUAUCAAAUUUCCCAGUGGAACAGCUUAUUUAACUCUAAUUAUGAAAAACUACCUGCUGUAGGAUAUCACAUUGUCACAGAUAAAGGGUUUAAUUUUUCAACAGCAGAUGAUGCCUUUGUGUGCCAGAAGAAGAAUCAUUUCCAAAUCACAGUCCAUAUUAGAAUCACUGGACAUCCAAAAUAUGUCAAAACGCAGCUGGGAGGAAAACCAAUAGAAAAGUUUUACUUGAAAGCUUAUGGAAUUAAGGUGGAAGCUCCAAAUCAAACAAUUACUAUUGAGCAGUCUCAGUCAGAUCGCAGCAAAAAAACUUUCCAUCCUGUUAAAGUUGAUCUGCCAGGGGACCAGGUGACUAAAAUAACACUGGGAAGGCUGCAUUUCAGUGAAACAACAGCAAAUAAUAUGAGAAAAAAGGGGAAACCUAAUCCUGAUCAGAGAUACUUCAUGCUGGUAGUUGGACUGUAUGCUGUCUCUCAGGACCAACUUUACCUACUAUGUGCAAAUGUCUCUGAAAAGAUAAUUGUGAGGGCAUCUAAUCCAGGGCAGUUUGAGAAUGACACUGAUGCGCUGUGGCAGCGAGGACACGUUCCAGAGACGAUAGUCUAUCAUGGUCGAGUAGGAAUUAACACAGAUGCACCAGACGAAGCACUGGUUGUCUGCGGAAAUGCAAAAGUUAUGGGCAGAGUCAUGCAUCCAUCUGACAGCCGAGCAAAACAGAAUAUCCGGGAGGUCGAUACAAAUGAGCAGUUGAGAAGAAUAACACAAAUGAGGCUGGUGGAAUAUGACUACAAGCCUGAAUUUGCAUCUGUUAUGGGAAUAAAAGAUACCCAUGAAACAGGAAUAAUAGCACAGGAAGUGAAGGAACUUUUACCUGAAGCUGUUAGAGAAGUUGGAGAUGUUGCUUGUGAUGAUGGAGAAAAAAUAGAAAACUUCCUCAUGGUUGACAAGGAUCAGAUCUUUAUGGAGAAUGUUGGUGCUGUAAAGCAACUUUGUAAAGUAACGAACAAUCUUGAAGUCAGAAUAGAAGAACUGGAACAGUGGAACAGGAAACUGGCCAGGCUGAAACGGAUAAACAGUUUAAAGUCAACAGUCAGUGAAGAGAGCAAAGUCAGCAGAUACAGUCAAGCUACUAGUUUUUUGCCAUCAAAAAAAUCAGUCCCGCUAAAAUCCAGCAAGGUUUGUUUGUCUAAAACCAAAGAAUCUUGCUCCAUGAAGAUUUUCCGGGUGACUAUAGUAGCUUUGAUUGCUAUUAUGGCACUAUGUGCUUUGACAAUAUGGAGCCUGUAUUUACUUAGCAUUCAUGACAGACGUUUUGAAAAACCUCCGGUUUACAGUACCUCAAGUUCUACUUUACUCUCCUCCACCACCACAACAGCAUUUCAGAUGGAAAGCACAAUUUCUCCGAGCACACAGCCCAUCAGCAGGAUCCCUGAAGUGAAUUUCUGUGACAUUUUGCCUUGUGACAAGAUCUAUUGUUGUCCAAUUCAUCAACCAAAAGUCAAAUCUCUAAGUUAUGAAAAAAGCAAUGCAAAGGAGAAACGAAACAAAAGUGACAUGCUACCUAAAAGAGAUCCAGUCAAAAAACCCAACAGAAGACCUGAUCUUGGAAAUGACUGGAUUGAUACAACAAUCAGUUCCAUACAGAUUUUGGAAACUCAGCAAAGAAUUGACAAUCGCUAUUGCAGUAAAGAUCUCCAGUGCAGCUCCGGAAAUUACAGCUUUGUUAUUCCUGUUAACAAAUACACACCCAUGGAUGUAGAAAUCUCACUGGAAAUAAACACCACAGAGCCAUUAAUUGUAUUUCUCUGCAAAGUCACCUUUGGAAAUUAUUGCUCCCAUUAUUCUUCAAGCCAAAACACUAGGAAGGAUUUCCUAGAAACCACACAGGGGCGUCAGCAUAUUUGGACUCUCCCUGUAGCUAAGUUGUAUGACAGCGCGUACUAUUUCCGUGUCGCUGUACCGGGUUUUGCUGGCUGCUCGACAGACCCUUAUUUUGCUGGAAUAUUUUUUACUGAUUACUACUUCUACUUUUAUCGGCAGUGUAACUAAAAUGUUUCCGAACGUUCUGUUCUUUGGGGAAAAGAUGAAGAAACUCUUGAUAUGAAAAAGAGACUUGUGAAUGACCCAGGAUAUUUUUUAAACCUCUUGCUGAGUUGUAUGGCAUUUUCUUGUUUCUUUCACUUUUAAAUAAUAAUAAAAAAAAAAAAAGUAGAAAAAUAAAGUGUUUGGCAACAACCACAACUCUGCAUUUCCAGUGUCUAAAAGGAUAUGAGGCAAUGGAGUACAUGAUGUGCAAAUAAAAUAAUCCUAUUGAUCAUAGUGAAGUUAUAUGAUAUUGAACAUAUAGCAGACAUAUAGCUCACAAGAACAAAUGGGUAGGAGUUCUGCUCAGCUGGAAUACACUCCAGUUGUCACAAGAUGGGAAGAUGAUAAAAUGUUGGUUGCAGUCAGGAGACUGCUUCUGUCCUACAGGCAUAUGCCUUCUUUUAGUAGCUGUCCUUUUAUAUAUAUAUAAAUCUAUUUCUUUUUCACUAACAAAGCCAAAACCAAACAGAACUCUAAAAGAGAAACAUAACACUGUGCAAAUGCCCUCGAAAUAAGUGUUGUAAGUUAGGGAACAACAGGUCAAUGCAGUGUGUCAAAACAGGUCUGUGUGUUUCUAUUUCAGAAAGCAGACCCAUCAUUACUGUCACAGUUGUGUGAUUUAAUGAUGCUACUGCUGUUUGAAUGAGGUAUGUUUCAGCUGUUUCAGCUGCAUUUUUUUCCCUCUGAAACUGCACAGCAGGAAUGAACUAUUUACUCUUAAAUUCAGGGGUUUUUUUCUUUGUUGUUUGUGAUUUGUGUUAGUGUGAUCAAAGAAGAGAAAUUUUGAGAAGAAUAAUGUCUUGUCUGCACAGUUUUCUAAGUUGCAUAUGGAUAUAUGCUUGCAUGGGAAAAACCUUCCUGUUUAUAUUUAGGAAACACAUUUGUAAGGAAAAGCUAUUUGAAUUAAAUUUCACAUUGGUUGCUCAAAAGGAAAUCAGAUGUAAUAAUCAAGUACAGUAUAAAUAGUGUUGUGGGGUAUGUUUAGAUCAAUCAUUUUGUAUAGAUUAGAGAAAGUAAAUAUAAUGGAGAGACUGUAGACUUUUAAAGAUUUAUAAUGUAAAAGUUACAUUUGAACAACUGUUUUCUGAAUGAAAUUAUUUAGCAGUGAAAGGGAAACAUUAGGAAGAAAAAUUCAUGUCUAAAAAAGUCUUUGUAAACACCAAUGUGUCUUAUUUGUAUAUUUAUUGCCUGACAGUGUGAUGGGAGAAUUUGUUUCUGGGCCUGCCUUUGGCAUUUCUUUUGUCACUAUUUUGGGAUUUCCUUUAAGGAAAUCCUUCUCACUGAUUUUUUUUUAAAAGUAUGUGCUUCAGUUGGGUUUAAUUGCAAUGUCUGGCUUUUUUUUCCUUAAAUGGCUCACUAGUUUGAUCUUAAACACAUGAGAUUUGUGUGUGUUUUUUGGUUUUAUUUUUUUUUCCUGGGAGGUAUUUAUGGGGUAAACCACAUGUUCUGUAAUAUCCCAGAGACUAACUGGACUUGGAAAUCUGGAUCCAAAAUUGUCUAAAGUUUGUGCCUUUAGUUUUUUGUGGUCCAUUCUUGUCAGAAGAGUCAACUGCUCACAGGUGAUAAUGCGUGUGCAUUUUGAACAAAAAUUGUACCUUUUUAGAUCCACCUUGUUUUCAUCACUGUUCUGGAUUGUAAUACUCUUCCCAGUGGCACAGAGCACUUCACCAGGAGAAUAUAAGCUCCAAGUGCUUCCUGUUAUCAACAGGCUUUCUGAAAUUAGAGUUUGGAGUGAGAUGCAUGUGGGAUAGCAACUGUUCUCUUUGUUAAAAAGCUUGUGGUGAUUUCUGUCCAUUUUGGAGUGGAAUUACAGAAGCUCCAGGAAUGAUUCUCUCUCCUGUAUCUGCCAAGACUUCACUUUACUACGUUUGGGAAGUGAAACUCAUCUUGACAGCACUGGACUGGUGACAUUCUUGGCCUUCUCCCUUGUAUGACAUUGAACCAGAACUACUGUACAAGAAUACCAUGGGGAAAAUAUGGCAUUUUCUGUCCUGUACAACCAAAGGAAGUAUGGAUUGACUUUUCCAAGUAAAAAGGUUCUGAAAAGUUCAAGCAUGUCAA